CCCCCCCCCCCCGGCCUGGGGCCUAGAUCCGCCACUGACCGCAAGGACCUCAUUGAUACGCUAGAAGGACUGGAGGAUUUAUUCAAAUAUGCAUCCAAGCACAUGGAAUUAAAAUCUGAUAAGUGGACUAAUCGAGAUGUUACAACAUGGAAAAGAGAAGAAUAUAUUAAGAGCAGUCUUCAAACGGAUGGGUCAUCUUGUGGUCUCUGGAUGUUAAAUUAUAUGGAGUACUUCACGGGAGAUAGUUUGUCCGACACUCUCGAACAGUCCAUGUCCCACUAUGCACGAAUCCCAAGUCAUCAUGACGGUAUGGACAUUGCUAUGUUGGCACAACUGUUUGAUAGCUGGCCUGACAGCAAUGAGUAUCAUAUCUCAGAAUGUGAUACGAUUUUUAUUGCCUUGUGAUAUUCUUGGGUUAUUUUUAUUGUUCGUCUUGGACCAACAUAAAAAGUUUGUUUCUAUUCUGGACCCGCUUUCAAUACCUACUUUCGGAAAGCAUAUAUUUGAAACUAUGGCCAAUGAUCUAAACCUUGCACUCCAAGCUGCAAACCCUGCCUUCAAGGACGACAUUUUAAUAUGGGGAUACAAAGUUCCUAAUGUUCCCACAAACUCAUACCGUCCCUUGUCUGGUUAUUUGGUUUUCAAUUUAAUGCACUCAUGGCACGAUGGGACGCUACAUUUUCCGGUACCCAAGGAUGAUUUUGAAUUGAGGAAGCGAUUUUUGGUUCAUAUUUUGAAGUAUGAAGAGAAUGAAGUUCUAAACAAUAUCCCAGUCUUAGAACGAACAAUUAUAGAUCGUAUCAAAAGAUGGACCUUCCAGAGAGGAUCAUCAUCAAAUAAUGAUUACUAGAUAAUGUUGCUUAGUUGUUAUUUUUAGUAUUUUUGUAAUAAGUUACAGUUACAAUAUAUUUAUGUGAUCAUUUAUUUCUAUGUGAAGACAUGUGUUUUGGUCG
This is a messenger RNA of Triticum aestivum (bread wheat), 953 nucleotides long. RefSeq lists its product as uncharacterized. NCBI's taxonomy places the organism in Eukaryota, Viridiplantae, Streptophyta, Magnoliopsida, Poales, Poaceae. The transcript is spliced from 7 exons. Bases 281 to 850 code for a protein of 189 amino acids. The record is from RefSeq and is a predicted model, not a curated record.